This is a messenger RNA of Fusarium poae, 642 nucleotides long. RefSeq lists its product as uncharacterized. Lineage: Eukaryota; Fungi; Ascomycota; Sordariomycetes; Hypocreales; Nectriaceae. Bases 1 to 642 code for a protein of 213 amino acids. The record is from RefSeq and is a predicted model, not a curated record. The transcript has 2 exons.
AUGUUGCCUUUACACUACUUCAUCUUCACCCUCCUCACCAUCUUGGGCUUCACAAGUACAAGCGUUUGUCUACCUACACAAACACUAGAAGCUCAACCCGCACCAACACUAUCGCACUCUCUCCCAGAUACAACGAGCAUGCCUGAUUCUCUGGAAGAAAGACAGGAGAGAAACAACGCCAACCCGUCUGUCUUUAACCCUCCCGUCACCGCGGCGCCUGAUCAAGCGGAGAAGUUGGCGAGUAUGGGUUGGAGACAGACGACUUACUACGAGUGCAAGACCAGAGACGGAAAGGAGCGCUGCGGGUGGCAUAUCCCUGUUUACAAGGCCGCUGCCCAAGGUCGAAGAGGGGAGAUUGUGGGGUGGAAGGUUGUUGUUGGGAUUGCUUUGGGAUUGGCUAUGCUGUUGUAUGGAGGAUGGUGUGUAUUGAGCAAGAAAGGUGAAAGCGUAGCAGCCUUCAAUCCUCCUCGUCGAGUCCAGAUAACCCCCGCGUCCGCCAGCAAGUCCCUGUACCCUAUGCCAAAGCCGACGCCAACGACGAGGAUGGACCGUAAAUGUGACCACCGAAUGCAAGCAGCGGCCACAGACAUAACUGCGGCCGCUUCUCCCCAACCAGCCCGAGGAUAUACACAAGCCAUUUAG